GGGGGUGGUGGUGGAGCUGCAUCAGCGGCGAAUACAGACUACCUGGCGCUGCUCAAAGAAAAUAAACAACUUCGCGCUAUGUUGAUACUGCAUUUGGACUUGAUACAGGCACAAAGUGAUCAACUUCAAGUGAAGGAUAAACAGCUUGCGACACAAAAUGAAGAACUGGAUGAAAUACGCACUAAAAAUCAACAGCUGGAGACACAAGUGCAAGAGUUGCAGAAACAAUUACAGCGGCAUAUAAAACGAACCGCAGUUUCGCCACCACCACUUGCAAAGAUACAGCGUACAACUGAACCGUUAUUAACCAGUCUAGUAUCUCCUGCAACAUCAGCAGCGGCAGUGACUACUUCUACCACACAGAAUAUAAUUGGCGAAUGCAAUGGUAAGCUUAUAAGUAAAAUAAUAUUGCAACGUGUUAGUUUGCCUGAGGAUAGUCCGAACUCGACAACCACUGGCACUUCCGAAACCACAUCCGAUGCGGAUGACAGCACAGCUAGUAAGACACAUGCCGAACAAGAUGACCACGACGAUGACGAUGCUGGUGACAAUGAGGAGGAAGAAGAAGAAGACAAUGAUAUGGAGGACGGUGGCGAAACUACAGGCAAUACUACUGAGGACAGCAAUGAUGUGCUUGCGUUACUUACUACGCUAUCUGAUCAUCAAAGGAUGUCACCAGUACUUGUAUCGCGUGGCGCCAAAACUUUACGCCAACUUGCCGCCGUUCCAGAACAGACCACGGAUUCGACACCGACAACUACAACGUCCGCAUUGCCUAGUACGCCUGCGGUGGUGCCCACCGUUACCACUACUGCUCCAACGACAACACAAGUGUGUGUUACCCCACCAACGCCAAGUCGCGGCAAACAGAUGCCGUUGAUGUUGUGGCAUGCGCCAGAUUUGCAAUCCGAUGAAUCUGCAAGCUGUGAGUCACUUGGCGAACUUUCUGAUCAGCGCUCAAUGAUUGCCUCGCCUGCUUCGCCAAAAAUCGAACAUAAAUCGAAGAAACCAAAGAAUAUCACAACAACACACUCGCUUCGAAGCGGAACCAAUUUGCAAUCACAGCAACGACAAAAUAAGCCACGUCGAUGUGCUUACAUAUCCACAGGAGAAAUGUACUGCACACGUGCAUGGGAAGAUGAAGAGGUAAUUGCUGAUGGUUACGAAUUCAUUAAGGAAGAGGCCGAAGCACUACAAGCUGAUGCACCCAUGCUAGAGAUACCCAAAUGGACUGAACACGAACUUGCCGUAUCUUACUGCAUCGAAGGCACCGAAAAUCUAUCGGAUGAAACGUUCCUUAAGCGUCAUGAGAAGUUAGAAUUGGCCGAGAGGAGACGUAAGAAAUGGGACGUGCAGCAGAUACGCGAACAGCGCCGCAUUGAAAAACUGAAACGGCGUCAUUGCAAAGAUGAAAUACAAGUACCGCCGGAACAACAGCCAUUAUUGAGUUUCUAUCCUCAGCCGGAUACCGUGCAGACAAUAUGCUUUACUAGUGAUUUGCCAGUGCAAGCAUUUGGUGAGCUAGUGCCGAAAUUGAAUGCACACAAUGAAUUUGACUUGCCAUGGCUUGAAGCAUUGGCUACUGCACGCACGCCAGGCUCGAUUGUGACAUUGGCGCAAAGUCAAGCCGGUGCCAAUCCAUCGUCAGCACAAGGACAGCAACAGCUGAUGAAUUCGACCUUUGUGUUUGUCAAAAAACGUAAGCGACAGCAAAGCAACACAGCUGGUGGUGCAGGAGUAACACAAACAGCACGUCAACGUGGCGGACGGCGUAAGGCAGCAGCAGUAGCGGACGCUACCGCAGUUACGGCAACGGUACCCGAGACUGCUGCAACAACGGCAGUCGCCACUGCAACGCCAGUUGUGUCAGAGACUGCAGUGGCAACACAGCCAGCGAUGGCAGAGCCAACUGCAGCUACAACAGCAGUUAUUGAUGAUGUUAACAUCAUUGCGAGUAAGGUUACCAACGAAGAACCUCCAAAGUAGUUAAGCUUUAACGCUGCAAUUAGCAAAAUGUAUGUUAAUGUGCUGGGAAAGUUCCGAAGCUACUUAAGAAAGUAUAGUUGGUCUCAUCAGUAAAGUUUAAAAAUCUAUUUGUAAAUGAUUUUCAAGUAAGUCAAUGCGCUGGUGGGGUGCAUUUUAUGAAUUAAUCUCUGUAUGGUAGACUAACAAAAUUAGUUAAGCCAAUACAAUUGAACACAUGUAUUUUGGCGGAUGUUUCACAAAUUGCUGUAGUAAGUUGGUAAUUAAGUACAUAUUUCGCACAAACCUUGAACUUGAAUUCAGUGCGAGAAAACUCUGUCGUGUGCACUAAUCAUAAUAACUGCUGCUGGCUUGCUGUUGGCCCAGAAACUAGAAUGCAUGGAUGGAGUAUAUCAACACCCCUAGUUUAAUAAAUUAGAUAUGUAUUUACCUAUUUCUUUGUGUGUUGAUAACUGUAAAAGCACUUAUUUUCGGAAGAUGUAACAUUUCUCUGGUUUGUAGUAAUUUAUUUGGCAGAGUAGCGACGCAUCAAACCUUAAUAAAAGUGAUGGUUAACGUAAAU
Molecule: messenger RNA, 2545 nt
Organism: Rhagoletis pomonella (apple maggot)
Lineage: Eukaryota; Metazoa; Arthropoda; Insecta; Diptera; Tephritidae
Gene: msl-1
Product: protein male-specific lethal-1
Exons: 2
Cellular component (GO): MSL complex
Source: RefSeq, a predicted model, not a curated record